UGAGAUGAUGGGUAAGCUGGGAAACUGAAUGCCAGUGUUUAAAGACAGUUAAGGCCAAAGGACUCUUGGGUGGAUGUUGUUGUUUCUUUAAGCCGCAAAGGGAAACUGUUCACGAGGAAUUGCCAAGAAGCUAGGAGGGGCCUUAUUUGCUGCUAGUUUUUCCUUAAACUCAGGGAUACACCUCACUAAAUUAUUUCAUUAAAUUAUCCACCUUUUUUAUUUAUUUUGGGCGGACGUUCCCCUCCUCCUUGGACCAGGGAUCAUGGCUUUCUCUCAGGUCCAGUGUCUUGAUGACAGUCAUGUCAACUGGCGCUCCAGCGAAUCCAAACCGGAGUUCUUCUACAGCGAAGAGCAGAGGCUGGCGCUGGAGGCUCUGGCGUCGAAAGGGCCAGAUGCCUUCUACGAGGUCCUCAAGAAGGAGAACAUCAGGGACUUCCUUUCGGAGCUGGAGCUCAAGAAGAUUUUGGAUACGCUGGAGACCUACGACCCCGGCUCGGAGUUCAUCCCCCGAGGGCAUGAUGGUGGGGUCGACCUCAGCAGUCAGAACGGCGAACAGGACCAAGUGCCUUCUUUGGAAUACUGGCCGCAGAGGUCCGACCGGUCCAUUCCACAGCUGGACCUCGGAUGGCCGGAGACCAUCGCUUACCGUGGGGUGACCAGAGCUACUGUCUACAUGCAGCCGCCUAUUGACUGUCAACCUCACAUCAAGGAGGUCGUCCGCAAGAUGAUCUUCCAGGCUCAGAAGGUUGUUGCUGUGGUCAUGGACAUGUUCACGGAUGUAGACAUCUUCAAAGAUCUCCUGGACGCGGGUUUCAAGCGGAAAGUGGGCAUCUACAUCAUCUUGGACGAGACCAACUUGAAAUAUUUCCUCCAGAUGUGUGAGCGAGCCCAGAUGCACGCCGGACACCUCAAGAAUCUCAGAGUCCGCACAACCGGAGGCACAGAGUUUUUCACCCGCUCGGCCACAAAGUUUAAGGGCGCUUUGGCACAGAAGUUCAUGUUUGUGGAUGGAGACAAAGCCAUGAGUGGCUCCUACAGCUUCACCUGGUCUGCUGCGAGAACCGACAGGAACAUCAUCUCGGUCCUCACAGGACAGGUGGUUGAGGCAUUUGACAAACAGUUCCAGGAGCUGUACCUCAUGUCUCGGGGGGUCAGCCUGAAAUCUAUCCCCAUGGAAGAGGAGCCGGAACCAGAGCCUUUCAUCCUACCCACUCUCACCCCCGUGAACCCAGCCGUGGUGAAGAAAAUGUUCAACCCCAAGUACGCCCUCGUCAAGGCGAAGAGCGCCGAGCAGAUUAACAACAGCAAGGCCAGCAGCGACAAGAACGUUGCUGAGCAGCAGAAGGCCGAAGCGAAGAAGAAAGCCAUCCCGGAGGCUCGGGUAUCCGAGAGGCCCAGCGACAUCGUUGAGACAGCGCCGCCUAUUCACCCGGGUCUCCUCAACCUGGAGAAAGCCAACAUGUUUGAAUACCUGCCAACUUGGGUUGAACCUGACCCAGAACCUGGGAGCGAGAUAUUGGGCUACAUCAACAUUAUCGACCCCAAAAUCAAGAACAUCCAGCUGUCGCAGAUGAACCGCAUCAAGGUGUGUGACGUCUCAAAAGCCAACGCCCAGCACAAGAAGAUGCUCAGGCAAAAAUCUCAAGAGGCUAAAAGAGGCCAUGACAACCAGCCUGCCGCGACGCCUUGCCAGCAGCUCGAUGCCACCGCUGCCCCGGCCCAAACCCAAGAGGCCUGUCCGAACCCCACAGCCAGCCCCACGGAAAAGACUCCAGGGAACUCGAGGAAUGGAGAGACAUUCGCCACUCUGGCCAACAGUCAGCACUUGAAGCAGCCGCUGGACGCACAAACUCAAGGCCAAGGGGACAGCAAGGGCGCUGCGCCCCCAGUCCCCAAACCACGGACAGUCCACGUGACGGACUUGAUCUCCGCGAAAGCUGUAUGUGCCGAGGACAGGGCUGCUUCAGCAGAGGACACCCAAACUCAGCAUCCGGGGACCGGGCCACCAGACGCAAGGCAGAAUGAGAGUCCCGAACAGGGUCCCAAUGGAAGGAGCAGCUGCAAACUCAGUCGGCAGGCGUCCAUCUAUGAGGAAGUAGCCCCCUUCCCCGUGAACGGGGUUCAAGGGGGCGAGGCCGAGGAGGAAGAGGAAGAGGAGGACUAUGUGACGUUAAGCGACCACGAGAGCCUGUCGGGCAGCUCCGCCACCAACCACAGCCACCUCCACUCCGACGCGUCCUCCGUCUCCGAUGAAUACUGCAAGGGGAGGCGGCCCUGUGGGCCUCUGCGGAGGACCAAUUCUGACUUCCUACCCAACGGAGGCGGCCACAGCCCUCAGCACCACCCAGACUUUCAGAGGAAGCUGAGUGAGCCCUACAUGAGUCGCAGCACCUUCCCCAGUCCUCUGGGGAGCCCCCAGCCGCUGCUAAGCCUGGGGUUGGCCAGCCAGAUGAGGAGGAGAAGCGACAGCGUGGAGGAGAUUAGGUGUGUUUUGGGAAGGGACCGUAAUCCGCAUGCUUUGCCCGACGGCUACAAUACCUGUCUGAGCAAUGCUCCACAGGGACCACAACUGCUCUGCUACGGGUCCAGGGUGCAAAUGUCUGUGGGAAGAGGCAAAAGUGGUUCCCCGCAUCAGAAAACCCCGGGAGACGGAAAAUACCAGGAGGAUGGAAGCCGGGCCAAAAAGCAACCCCCAAGCCCAGCCGGCCAGCCGUACUGGCAGAGCAAAGGUUUCAGCACCUCCAAGAACACACAAGCCGGCCGCUUCUCCCAAGGAAGGAGCAGCCCCUCACGAGCAGUCUCCACCCCAGAAGCCCAGAGGGCGGCGGAAGAAAUAAGGACACCUUUUGGCAUCCCGCUGUCCAAACUGUCGGAAUCCAAGCACCUAAAGAACAAGGUGUCUCCCUGGUCCGAUGCCAAGAGGAGGCAGCCAGGAGCCAGCAACCACAAAGAGCAAUAGGACGGGAGAUGGUCGCCCUGGGACGCUGAGAAAGAGCCCUGCCGGGGUCUGGGGAGGGACCCCCCACAAAAGUGGGGUUGCUUUGCAACAGUGCGCUCGCCCAGCGGGGAGAGGGGGGUUUACCUGGUCUGUGCACCAGUA
This is a messenger RNA of Podarcis raffonei (Aeolian wall lizard), 3100 nucleotides long. RefSeq names its product family with sequence similarity 83 member G (gene SACK1G). The transcript is spliced from 5 exons. Gene Ontology annotation, biological process: BMP signaling pathway. The record is from RefSeq and is a predicted model, not a curated record. NCBI's taxonomy places the organism in Eukaryota, Metazoa, Chordata, Lepidosauria, Squamata, Lacertidae. The coding region runs from base 263 to 2959 and encodes 898 amino acids. Gene Ontology annotation, cellular component: nucleus; cytosol.